Molecule: messenger RNA, 2926 nt
Organism: Pisolithus orientalis
Lineage: Eukaryota; Fungi; Basidiomycota; Agaricomycetes; Boletales; Pisolithaceae
Exons: 14
Coding region: 149-2926 (925 amino acids)
Source: RefSeq, a predicted model, not a curated record
GGUUCAGUUUCAGGGGUCUCUUCUUGAGAAGAGCCAUGCCCAAAUUGCAGCAGCUCUUUCUAGCUUACUUGAUGAGGAUAAAUUAUCAGAUGAAGAGGGACCAGGGGAGCAAGAUGGGGAGACACUGGAUAGUGAAUCAGAGGUGAAUAUGUUUAUGGGGACUGGAAAUGAAGGGGAUACUGGAAUGAAAUCUGAUGGAUGGAUGACUACUUCUGAGGGAAAUGAGUGGUUUCCAUGGCCAAACAAAUUGUCUUGUACAAUAGAUAUCUUGAUGCACAUCCCUCGCUCUGUCUUCUCACAGCAUCAACUUGAUCUCUUGAUGUGGCUACUACACAUCAAUGUCAUUCAAGAUGUACCAUCUGUUAGAACAAUGAAGACUCUUGAAGAUGGCCUUCAAAAAAUCUGUGGUAUUGAAACUUUGCCUUUCACUGGUGCUUUUGGGCACCAAUAUUAUAUGAAUUCAUUUUCAGACAUUAUCAGGCAGGAGAUGGCUAACCCACAUAUUCGACCACAACUUCACUUCUACCCAGAAAAUUCAGGAGGACAGUUGAAUGAGGCAUACCAGGCCAGAAGGUGGUUAAAAGAAAUGGAUCCAACACAGCUGACUCCUAUGAUUCACCUUCAUGGUCAAGAUUUUUUCAUAUUUGAGCCAGCCCUUUUGUCAAAUGGGCAGGUUUGCAUGCCUAUAAGGUGGUUUAAAUGUGGAAGGCUUUUUUUUGCCAAGGCAUGGUCUCUUUGUGCUGUUGUUAAUGACACAGGAAGUGGUUGGAUAGUUGAGGGGCACACAGAGAUUGAAAUCUCAGAAAGAAACUUACUGGUAUCAUUCAAGAAUUGGAAUAUCAGUCAAUCAACAUCUGUUCUCCCUCCUGCACACAAUAUCUUAGGCAUUCAUCAGGCUGGACUGUUGUUGGAACCAUGGACACUCACAAACCCACAUGAGGGAAAUCAUUGGUGUGUGCUUGCAAAUGGAGCUUAUGUCUAUGGUUUUCCAAUCUGGCUUUACUGUGAUGAUACUUUAAGGAAUGUAUCAAAAUGUUGGAACAAGCACCAUUCAUUCCUGUUCACACCAGCUGGCUUGCCACAUGCUGCAGUGCAUCAGGAAUACAAUGUUCACUUCCUAUGCACAUCUAAUGUUGCACCACCCCUUGAAAUGUUGGAUGGUUUUGUAAAUCAGCUUGAGGCUGCUCAAGAGACAGGUGUAUGGGCAUGGGAUUGUGUACACAAGGAGCAAGUGUUAAUGAUUCCCUCUGUCUUAGCCCUGUUGGGGGACAAUCCAAUGCAAAGUGAGCUUGCCUGUCAUGUAGGGUUGACAGGAAAAUACUUCUGUCAUGUUUGCAAUGUCAAAGGCCAUGACACUCAAGACUUGGACACAAAUGCUAAUGAUGAAACACUGGAGCAGAGUGAUGGAGGACAGAGUGAUGGUCAGAGGUCAGUCAGGAGUGCAGGGGGGGAGUCAGUUAGUGGUAGAAAGAAGGGAAAAGGGAAAGAGACAAUGAGUGGUAUAUCAAUAAUUGAGCUCAAAUCAAUGUUUACAAUGGCAUCUACCAUAGGGAAUCAAACCAAAAUCAAGGAGAAGAUGACAUCAACUGGAUUGAAAGACACAUAUCUUGAAUACUUUAUCAAUGGGAUGGCAGCAUCAUGUAAGAGGCAGCAUGGAAGCAGUUCAAAGCAGGAGGCACUGGAUGUGUUCAUCAAGGGACUUCCUGAGAAUGUGUAUAGCCCAGUGUGGUGCAUCAAAGGACUUAAUCCUCAUGCAGACACUCCUGUGGAGGUGCUGCACACUGUUCUUUUAGGAUUUGUCAAGGUUGGCAAGAACAAAAUAAAGCAUGAACUUCUUGAAGCUUGCCUGUCUUCAUUUGAUACAACAGGGCUAGGGAUACCACCCCUGUCUGGUCACACCCUUGUCCAGUAUGCUGGAUCAUUGGUGGGCCAUGACUUUCAUGCAAUAGCACAGGCUGCACCAUUUGUUCUCCAUGGACUUGUUCCACAAGAAUGCUAUGAGGCUUGGGUAGCAUUAUCAAAAAUGAUCCCCCUCAUUUGGAAACCAGAAAUUGAAGAUGUUGAUGCUCACUUGACACAACUUGAAAUUGCAAUUCAAGAAUUUCUUGCUCGCACUGCAUGCUGGACACCUCACUGGUUCAACAAACCCAAAUUUCAUAUAUUGCUCCACCUUCCAGAGCAUAUCCAUCAUUUUGGUCCUGCUGCCUUGUUUGACACUGAAGGAUUUGAGUCAUUCAAUGCAGUCAUCUGUGCCAAAAGUGUUCACUCAAACCGACAAUCUCCAUCACAUGACAUUGCAAAGGCAUUUGCUCAUGGAAACCACAUUUGUCACAUUCUCAGUGGUGCUCCAUUACACAUCCAUGCAAAUCACCCCAACCUUGGAGUUCAAAUAAAGAAGCUGAUUGAGAAGCCACCUCUGGAUGCCCUGAAUGCUGGAGAUGCUGGAGUUUGGUGGCCUGCAGGCACAGCCCUGCUGACACUUGAAAUACUCCAUGACAAUAAUUUUCAUACAUGCAGGUCUAUGAUCUUGAUGAAUGGGGACAGAUGCAUUCCAGGCCAAUGGGUUCUCAUUCACCAACAGAAUGGUCAGCAACCUCUGGUUGCACAGAUGACAUCUUCCCCAGAUGCCAUUUUUCUUCAGUCAGGAAAAAUACAGGGGUCCACCAGACCUUAUCAGAUGCCAUUGGUGCAGUAUGAUGAUACCAAUAUACUUCUCCCCAUUGAGUUACUGUGCUCAGUCAACCUUCAGCAUUGUUGUGAUAUCCACAAUUGUGCUGCAGCUCACCAGGGAACAUCCAAUACCUCCCCCAGUAUUGUUCACAAGGGAAACCCAAAUGAUUUUGUGCUAAACACUGCAAAAAUGCGUGAUGCCAAGCACAUUCUGCCCCUAAUCAUGCAAUUAUGGAGGGUUGUGCUCAUGAGAUAG